Molecule: messenger RNA, 817 nt
Organism: Lepus europaeus (European hare)
Lineage: Eukaryota; Metazoa; Chordata; Mammalia; Lagomorpha; Leporidae
Gene: PRDX5
Product: peroxiredoxin 5
Exons: 6
Coding region: 29-682 (217 amino acids)
Biological process (GO): cellular response to oxidative stress; cell redox homeostasis; hydrogen peroxide catabolic process
Cellular component (GO): mitochondrion; peroxisome; cytoplasm
Molecular function (GO): thioredoxin peroxidase activity
Source: RefSeq, a predicted model, not a curated record
GGCGGGGCUGCUGCGGCCGUGAGAGGGCAUGGGACUGGCCGGGCUGUGCGUCCUGGGACAUCGAGCGGGCUCGGUGCUCUCGGGUGCGGUCGUCCGCGAGUGUGCGGCGGCGGCGGCGGCGGCUGCAAGACGGCGACUUGGAGCGGGGCGUGCGCGCUGUGGAACCCGCAGUUUCAGCGGCGCCACAGUAGUCAUGGCUCCGAUCAAGGUGGGGGACGCCCUGCCCUCCGUGGAGGUGUUUGAAGGGGAGCCGGGGAACAAGGUGAACCUGGCCGAGCUGUUUAAGGGCAAGAAGGGUGUGCUGUUUGGAGUCCCCGGGGCGUUCACCCCCGGCUGCUCCAAGACUCACCUGCCGGGGUUUGUGGAGCAGGCUGAGGCGCUGAGGGCCAAAGGGGUGCAGGUGCUGGCGUGUCUGAGCGUCAACGACGUCUUCGUCAUGGGCCAGUGGGGACGCGCCCACCAGGCCCAAGGCAAGGUCCGGCUUCUGGCUGACCCCACCGGGGCCUUUGGGAAGGAGACAGACCUGUUACUCGACGAUUCCUUGGUGUCGCUCUUUGGGAACCGACGGCUCAAGAGGUUCUCCAUGUUGGUAGAGGACGGCGUGGUGAAGGCGCUGAACGUGGAACCCGACGGCACCGGCCUCACCUGCAGCCUGGCCCCCAACAUCUUCUCGCAGCUCUGAAGGCCCAGCCCAGGCCUCCCUCUCCCCUUUCCUACCCGCGUGCCGGACGCCGGGCAGAUCUGGUCUCGCCCAGCCUCAGCUGGGGUCUCCCACUGGAACCUCGGCCGGAUUUCUACAAUAAACACUUCCGGUUCA